Molecule: messenger RNA, 3738 nt
Organism: Diorhabda sublineata
Lineage: Eukaryota; Metazoa; Arthropoda; Insecta; Coleoptera; Chrysomelidae
Exons: 2
Coding region: 1-3738 (1245 amino acids)
Source: RefSeq, a predicted model, not a curated record
AUGUCUCUGGAAAAUUUAAAAACACAGAGAAGAUCUGUGAAAUCUUCUAUUACCAGAAUGAAUAACUGGAUAACUUCCCAAUCUACUGUUACAAAUGAAACUGCAUUUAUGAAUGAAUGUAUAAACAGACGCGACAAGCUUGAAAAGUAUUUCUUACAAUAUGAAAAUAUUCAAGGUCAAAUUGAAAUGCUUAUUGAAAACUCUCAGGAUGAAUUGUCAGAUAACGAAGACAUAGACUUAGUUGAGAAAAAAUACUUCACAACUAAUUCUGAACUAUCUAGAAUGAUUAAUGAAUUGACAUCGAACGAUAAUUCAAACUCUCAGAGUCAAACUAAUAAUAAUUGUAAUAUCGACGUCAAGUUACCUGAUAUUUCCUUGCCUAAAUUUAAGGGUCAGACGUCAGAGUGGCCUUCAUUCAUUCAACUCUUUGAAAAUCUGAUUAUUUCUAACAAUAGCUUAAAAAAUAUCAAAAAAUUGCUAUAUUUAAAAGCUUCCCUUUCAAACGAGCCCUUGCAAUUGAUAGACGAUCUAGAACUUUGUGAUGACAAUUUUCAAAUAGCUAUAGAUACUUUAAAACAAAGGUAUGAUGAUCAAAGUGUUCUACUGUAUAACUUCAUUGAUCAAAUAUACCAACAAAAACCUGUGAGCAAAACUGGCCCUACGUUUUUACAUAAAAAACUAGAUCUACCAACUCGUAAAUUAUUUGAGCAAAGUAAAAAACAAGGUGAAAUCCCGUCCCUUGAGAAUUUUUUCGAUUUUUUGAAACAACGUAGUGGUAUUCUAGAGCGCACUCAAAAUAUUCAAGCUUCUACUUCUAAUUCAAAUGAUACUAAACAAAAGUUUAGUCCCAAAUAUUCGAAAACAACUGCUCACGUGAAUUCUAUGAUUCCUACAAACAGUCAAUCAGAUUGUUAUUAUUGUAAAAAUGCUUCACAUUGUAUCUAUACGUGUGAAUCAUUUGAAAAUUUGUCUAUCAGUGAUAAAUAUAAAUUCAUACAUUCGAAUAAUCUCUGUAAAAACUGUCUAGGAGGUCGCCACAUCACAAGGGAUUGUAAAUCUCUAAAAUCUUGUUCAAUAUGUCAAAAAAGACAUCAUACUUAUCUCCAUUCUGACUCUUUCCGUGCAAAUGAUGAUGCACAUAAUAAUAAUAAUGGUUCUAUUUCCCAAAACCGUUGUAACAACUCACAAUCUAUUCACUCGAAUGUACAUACGACAAAUGGUCAACAUCCUCACACCAAAUCGAUAAAUAAUCGAAAUAAUAACUUUAAUCGUCAAAUUGACGAAAAUUCACAUCCUCACCAGGCUACUGAUAAUCGACAAAAUCCUUCUAGACCACAGAAGAAUUAUGAUAAUGCUGAAACCAACGAAAACUCACAAGAUAAUAAUUCUAACGUAUCUGCUAUACAAACACAAUCCUUAUCUGCUCUAUCCACUGAAUGCCACGUGCUUCUAGCUACGGCUAAAAUAAUUAUGAAUGACUCUCACAAUAACCCAUUUAAAACUACUAUUCUGCUAGACAACGGUUCCCAAAACUCAUUUGUUUCACAAGAACUAGUAAAUAAACUACAAUUGAAAACGUUUGAAAAAACACUGCAAAUUUCCGGCAUAUCACAAACAGUAUCAACCACAAAUAAAAUGGUUCAUUUAAAAUUCUUUCCACAUUCCAAUCCGAUCAAACACUUUGAAAUACCUUGUGCAGUAUUGCCAAAAAUUACUUGCAAAUUACCACAAGUAAAAAUUAACGUAAGCCAGCUACGUCUGCCUACUGAUAUUAUUCUAGCCAAUCCAGAAUUUAACAUACCAUCGGAGAUUCACAUUCUAGUUGGGGCCGAUUUAUAUUACAAACUUCUUACACCAGGUAUCAUAGAUCUCGGUAAAAAAUUACCUAGUUUACAAAAUACUAGCUUAGGCUGGAUGAUUGCUGGAACUAUUCCAAACAGUGCUUCUUUUAAUUCCGUGAAUAUUCAAAAUAAUGAUUCCGUGUUUACAAGCUGUAAUCAUAUUUCUAUAUCGAAAAAAGACCUAAGUUCAUCUCUUUCUAAAUUUUGGGAACAGGAAGAAAUUCCUUCUAAGAGUAUUCUCUCGUUUGACGACGAACUAGCGGAAACUAUUUUUCAAAAUUCCACACAAAUUCUGGAAAACGGCAGGUUCCAAGUCAAUUUCCCGUUGAAAUCUGAAAAAGAACACCAUAAACUCGGUGAAUCAUUUCUGAUCGCUAAAAGGCGAUUUCUCUCGCUCGAAAAUAGAAUCCAUAAAAAUCCAGAAUUAUUUUCUGAAUAUGUAAACUUGGGACAUGCAAAAUAUGUCACUCUUAACCUCACUAAUUCAAAAAACGAAUUAAAAUAUUUUAUCCCACACUUAUGCGUAAUUCGUGAACAAAGUAUAUCUACAAAACUUCGUAUUGUCUUUGAUUCUAGUUGCCCUACCUCAACAGGUGUUUCUUUAAAUGAUAUAACUUUGAAAGGGUACCAGGUGCAACCAGAUCUAUUCGAUAUUCUUUGCCGUUUCAGGCUAAAUAAGUUUACGAUAACUUCUGACGUACAAAAAAUGUUUCGUCAAAUUUCUAUAAAUACAGAACAUCGUUUUUUACAAAAUAUAUUAUGGCGAGAAAAUCCUCAACAACCCCUGCAGUGCAUUGAGUUAUCAACUCUAACUUAUGGUUGCAAUUUCUCUCCGUUUGUAGCGACAAGAGUAUUGCAAGAGAUUGCAAAUAAUAAUAGUUCCAAUUUCUCUUUAGCGGCAAACGCCCUCAUAUCCGAAACUUACAUGGAUGAUAUAAUUUCAGGUACAAAUUCUGAACAUGAAUUGAUAAAAUUAAUUCAAGAAUUAAAAAUUGUAUUAGGAAAUCACGGGUUCAAUUUACAUAAGUGGGCCUCAAAUAACUCAAACGUUCUCGCUGAAAUUUCUGAUUCAAACAAUUCUUCUUUCUUACAAAAUCCUGAAAAAUGCAUUAGUCUUGAUUUAGAAAAUUCUCAAAAUAAAGUUCUAGGCCUAAAUUGGAUCCCAGCUUCUGAUAAUUUGAACAUUUCUGUCCCCACUACCUUUUCAAUAUUCCCCGCAACCAAGAGAAAAAUUCUCUCAACCAUAUCGCGAUGUUUCGAUCCUCUUGGACUUUAUAAUCCCAUAAUAUUGUCUGGAAAACUUUUGGUCAAACAAUUAUGGCAAGCUAAACUUGACUGGGACACAGAGAUAUCAGAUCCAGUCAUACUGGAAAAAUGGCAUACAUUCGUAAACAAUCUUCCUAAGCUAUCUCAAUUAACUAUUCCAAGAUUCAUUUUUUUGGACAAAUCCAUCAAUCUCAUCGAAAUGCAUGGUUUCUCAGACGCGAGUCUGAAAGCUUUUGGCGUAUGCGUGUAUUUACGAACCAUUUAUUCUGACAAUUCUGUUUCCUGUAAUUUAAUUUCGGCAAAAUCGCGUGUAUGCCCCGUUUCUACCACAAUUACACUUCCUCGGCUAGAAUUAUCAGCCAUGCUCCUACUGUCUAAUUUAGUGGACAAAAUUUAUAAAAACUUUCAAACAAAGAUUAAUAUUAUUUCUGUAAAUCUCUGGUCCGACAGCCAGAUCGCUUUAUGCUGCCGCAAUGGUGAACCCAGCCGUUGGACAGUAUUUGUAGGCAACAGAGUUGCUAAAAUUCAAGCCAUAACUAAAGAUCAUUCAUGGAGGUAUGUAAAUACUAUCGAUAAUCCCGCUGAUUUGGUGUCACGUGGCACUAGCGCAAAUAAUUUAAUUUCUAAUUAA